AUGGACGGAAAGCUCCAGUCUCUCAGCACCUGGAAGCGCUACAAGCUCGGCCAGGCGCGGGUCACCGACUGGCUGAAGCAAACUGCCAGCAAAUUUACGCCGAGCCCGACACUACCGGACGCAGGCGAAAGCAAUGGCUCGGCCACCAGCAUGAGGAAGCCUGAGCAGGACUCGGCUUCCGAAAAGGUGCACUGGAGCGAGCUGGAACAUAUGGCGGAGACGAUCGUCAUCAACAGCAAACCUGAGGAGAUCCCAUGGGACCCAAUCCUGAUCUUGCGCGAUGUGGUUGCACUGAGGAAGAAGAGCGCCCGGUUCCACUCCAAGAAAGCCGAAGAGGACAAGACUGGAAAGUUGAAGAUCAGCAAUCAGCAGCACGAGCAUAUCAUCAAGGUGCUGGAGAAGGUACUCAAAGUCCUCGAGUCGGCUGUUUCGGGGGCGCGACCCAAGCACAAGGAGGAGCCUCAGCGGGCUGGCGAACGUCUAGACAUGGACCUGUUGGACAAUAUGUUCAACCUUCUCCAAUUACAGAAGCCAAACAAGCCUGCAAAGACGCCAAAACCGAAGGCAUCCCAGGAGGUAAAGAGGGAUCCCAAGCAAUCCGAGUCCGAGUCUGAAUCUGAGGAAGAAGACGAAGAGCCAAAAGCGAAGGCUCCAAGUCGCAACUCGGGCCGCAAGGCGGCGAAGAAAGUCGCAAAGAAAGGCAAAGGCGGCAGGAAGGGCAAGAAGGUCUCCAAUAAAAACGGCAAUGCGAAGAAGUCCAACAGGGCCGGGGACAGCAGCUGGGUCGACGACUUCUCGGCGGACAGGGACUUUGACGAAGAUGAGCAUGAUUUCGACUUCUACAUGAUCAUUUACUGCUUCUUCGUGGAUUUCAACAACAUCCGCAACUAUGUCGCCGAGCGCUGGGCCGAUUACUUCUACGACAAGUCCGUCUCGCUCAAUACUCUGGCUGUCAUCACCAACGCCGCCACCGAGCUCUUUCGCAACAUGGAAAUCGAGCUGUGCGACGUCCUUGACGAUCAUUUUCUCUCGUAUGAAGCGAUGAUGGAGUUACUCUUCUUCGAGUACGGCAUCGAUCAUGUUGACUACAACGACCCAGAGUCGAAAGAUGAGCGGCACGAAAAGGUCUGGCGCGAGGAGGCUGACUGGCUAGCAUACUCCACAUACAUGUGCGUCAGAAAGUUUCUGGAAACCAUGCCUCUAGAGAAUCUUCCAGUGAUUCCCCCUUCAGCUCGCCCACAACCUGAGUAUGGCGCCAUCACUUCUGUUGACUUUGCGACGUUCAAUGGCUUGUGCUUCGUGAACCUUUUACUGGAGAUCGAGCAGGUGAAGGCGCUGAAGAAAAGCCUGCAGCAACCCCCUGUCAUACCCGGACAACCGGAGAUGGAGCUCGGUUUCGAGACGACUCUUAAGAUGGGUUACUAUCCAUCUUACUUCAUCUUCUCCCUACAGCUUUACCUCGACAUCCGCAAUAUCAUCGAAGACAAUGUGGAAGAUGCAUUGAUAGAGCUGCAAAAGACGGGCAUGGCUGUCACUGAGUACAUGAAAACUUCACUCUAUACGUGUGACGCCGUAUUCACAUCGGAUUGGAAAAACGAAGUGAAGCGCGACAGCCAAAUCAUGGACCGUUAUAUUUUUAAGGACUUCACCUUGAAUGGCAAGACACGAAGGGCAAAAAUGCACGGCAUUGAUGAGCCAUUACCACCGUGGGAGUUGUUCCGUAACGAGCCUGUUUGGCCAGCGUUGCUCGAUUUCAGAACCAAACUACAGAGCAUGGUCCUGAGCAUCCGUCUUCUGACCCGAACGCCUGAGCCCUUGUGGAGUGGUGUGUUGUACACCGUCGCCAAGCGAGACUAUCCUGGUAUGCCCUCCUGGCCAGAAUUUGACAAGUUCCUGGCUCUCCACGGGACCGAUCUCUUGGGUUUCAACACCCCCGCGGCGGACGAUCUCAAAGCUGCCGAUGUGCUCGUCAAGCACUCAACCAUGUCUAACAGCAAACGGUUCAGUAUCUGGGGAGACCUCGUCAAGAAGAUCGAUCGCGUUAUUAGAUUCCAUGAGCGCUACGCCGCAGUCAAUAACAAGGAGCGUGAAGACAUGGAAUACAUCGCUCAUAUCGUUCGCCAUCACCUCGGCUUGCCCGUCGACUCCAAAGUCAGCCCUUUCGGCAUCCCGCAAGAGUUCGCGCAGCCGGAGGAAGCGACCGGUGAAGAGAAGAAGCAGAACAAGACGCAGGACAUGCUGCGACGCAUUCAGCGUGUCGGCAACAUGCGCCAUGUUGAGAUUCUGGAGAUCCUGGACCAGACUGUCGAGUCAAUCACGCAGAACGAGUUUGCCAUCAAUUAUUACAAGUUGGAUUGGGAAGUGCAGAACUUUGUCGCUUUCUUGCGGGAGAAUAUGGCGGAAAAGGGACUGCUGGCGGAGCCUAACCGGCACGUGUGCACGUAUGUCUCCAGUCAGGACAACGAUGUCUUGUUAGGCGAAGCGAUUAAGGCCGCCAUUACCCGCUCUGCUGAGCAGCCAUCCAUUUCUCGUGUGUCGGAUCACCUCCGUCAGGCAACAAAUAAAGAGCUCUUUGAUUACAAGUACGAGCAGCUGAUGCCCCAGAUGGUGGAAGAGGGUAAGGACGACAACGCGGAAGGCUACGACUGA
Molecule: messenger RNA, 2649 nt
Organism: Colletotrichum gloeosporioides
Lineage: Eukaryota; Fungi; Ascomycota; Sordariomycetes; Glomerellales; Glomerellaceae
Exons: 1
Coding region: 1-2649 (882 amino acids)
Source: RefSeq, a predicted model, not a curated record